GGACGGAACGGAGAACGGUGGUUAUUUAUAUACUUUUGAAAUGGUUGUAUGAGAAGCGAGCGUUUCGCAGGCCAAACUCCGAAGGCUCAUAUUAACGGCAGACUAGUUCUGCCGCACUCGCCAGUCGGCACGCUUAUUAUUCGAACGUAAGACUCUUUAUCGAACGCCCGUAAUAACGCUCCAUUCAAAUACCAGCACAAAAUAAAAUAAAAUAAUUACGCCAUAUUUACCGCGGUUUUUGAUGUCAUCGGAUUUUAUUUUUUAAAUUGUUUCGUUUUUCGACGGUGUGUUGUGCCAGUGUCGUGUCGCGUUCUAAUUUGUGAUUUUAUUUUUUUUGCUUUUUAAAUUAUAGUUUUGUGAGUGAAAUUAAUAAUUGAUUACAAAAUAUGACGAUAUAAUUAAAAUAAUUAUUUUUAACCGUGGACGACGCCAUUUGUCUGCUGUUUUCCUUUCUUUUUUGCCUUUAGUGACGGUUUCAUAAAUUGUAUUGCAGUGACUCUGUGGCAAAAUCUUAGUUGUUUUAUUCAAGAUUUUGUUAGGUAAUUCUUUCGUGCGAUGAAAAAGAAAAUGAGUAAAGAGGUCCAGAAGCGAUGGCGCUCAAUCCGCGACUCUUACACGAAGACGUACAGGCAGGGGAAGUGCGUGCUGCCGGAGCAGUGUCCGCCCGGCAGCAGGAGGUACCAGUACCACCAGCAGAUGUCGUUCUUGCUGAAGGCUUUGCAGAACAAAAAACCAAGAUAUUCCCAAGACAAAUACGAAUCAUUCUCGGAGAUCUCAAACUCCCCACAACACCCGCCGCCUGAGGACAUCCCAAAAAUAAAAAACGAGACUAUGGACAAACCUUUAGACCUCAAAACCAAACCGGAUGACAAGCCCGAGACUCAGGACAAAGGCAACCAAGCGACAUGCAUCGACACACCGAACUCACUAGAAAUCAAGAUAGAUGCCAAUUCCAUACUCCCAGAAGAUCACUUUGAUGACGACAAACUAUUCAUGAACUCCCUCAUCCCUCUAUUCAAGAAAAUGAACGAUGACACCAGAUUAUUAUGCCGCAUUGAGGUGCUAAAAAUCAUUCGGUAUGCCUUACAAGGCCAUAAGUGCUUUGAAGCGUUGAAAGUGGCUGAAGACACGUAUUUCAAGGAUAGGAUGAGCGGGAUCUUGGCGAAGGAGGAGACUGAUGUCACGACCAGCUCGCAGAAGAGCCAGGAGUCGAGGCUGGCCAUGACCACCAGGUCGGCUGAUGGCAGCAGGCCGGUUAGGAAACGAAGGGCUCGAUCGCCAUCGCCUCUACCAGCACCUCCCAAAAAGCGGGGACCAGGUCGUCCCAGGAAGAUCCGGCCGCCGCCAUCAGACUCGGAUGAGGAACAGGUCUCCAAGAAGCGCUGCCCCAAGCUGAAGGUGUGCGAGCCCACUGAUGAGGACUCCUACAGCCACGCCACCAGCGUCGCGCAACUGUCCACGCCGCUGUUCAUGAAGAUAUACAAUUUGGAGAGGUCCAAAAUCGCCCCCGCUCUGCCCUCAACCCCUCAAAUGCAGGUCUCGAUCAAGACAGAGCCCGUGGACCCCGAGCCAGAAAGCAGUUAAGUUAACCCAAUGUAGGAGUAACGCGAUAAUGACGUCAUAA
This is a messenger RNA of Trichoplusia ni (cabbage looper), 1624 nucleotides long. RefSeq lists its product as uncharacterized. Gene Ontology annotation, molecular function: DNA binding. The record is from RefSeq and is a predicted model, not a curated record. NCBI's taxonomy places the organism in Eukaryota, Metazoa, Arthropoda, Insecta, Lepidoptera, Noctuidae. Gene Ontology annotation, biological process: regulation of transcription by RNA polymerase II. Gene Ontology annotation, cellular component: transcription regulator complex; nucleus. Bases 556 to 1584 code for a protein of 342 amino acids. The transcript has 6 exons.